GGCAGAUGUAGGUUUAGGUGAAGCUCAACCUGUCGGCACUGUCAGAAACAGAACAAAUGAAUGGGAUAUGGACAAUCAGUAACAUCAGCGGUGUGUGCGAGUGUCAGGGUGAGAGGAAAAUGCUGCACACUGACAGGAAAGACAAAACAAAUCAAUCAAACCAAAGGACGAGAUUGAGGCAAACUGAGCUGCCCAGCUUCGUAGGCUUGCAAGCUCAUCAGCCAGGACCAGCCUCCAGAAGUGGGCAGGAUGUCAAUGACCUUGAACAAGGCUGAUGGACACACUGUCAUCACUGUGACCUCUGACCCCAAAUGUGCUUGGCCUCCUCUGUGUCAAAUCCUCAAGGCCCAUUACCACAACCCACUGUGCUGCUCUGUGUCCCAGCACCUGAGGAGGGUCCAGGGUACCUCUCAGUCAGCUCUGGGGGCUACGCAGAUUAUGGUUGCAGUUAUCAACAUCUACCUUGGGACCAUCCUCAUUAAUAAUGGUGCCAGCUCCUGGCAGUUGUUGGAGACCUGGUAUCCCAUUUGGUUUGGGUUCUUGUUUGCUGGCUUCGGGAUCAUGAGCAUUUUGUCUGAGAAGUACCCCAGUACAUGUCUGGUCACUGCUAGUGUGAUUGCAAAUCUUGCAGGAGUUGCUUUUGCCAUUGCAGCCAUCGUACUCUACGGUUUUAACCGCAUACGCAUUGAACUGUCAUGGUUGUGCCGGCGUGAUGAGUGGGACUGGCGUGGCCUAAAUAUGACAAUGCCUCCAACUCCAUCCGUUGAGGAGAUGAUCAUGAUGGAUAAAUGCAUGGACGCAAAAGCAAAAGUCAGGGUCCUUGUGCAGAGCAUCAGUACCGUGCUGGUCAUCAUGUCGAUCCUCGAGCUUUGCCUCGUCACCAGCUCUGCUGUUUUGGGCAUCAAGGCUCUGAUGAGGGGUCAGAAGGAAGCAAACAAGGUACACGAUAGCACUGAUGACCCAAAUCUCCACAAAUUUCCCCUGCAGAAGGAGGUCGCCACUAUCACAGCUUAACAGCAGUACUCUACUCACCACUAUCAUGAGC
Messenger RNA from Epinephelus moara (kelp grouper), 1045 nucleotides. RefSeq names its product transmembrane protein 176B-like. Lineage: Eukaryota; Metazoa; Chordata; Actinopteri; Perciformes; Serranidae. Bases 250 to 1014 code for a protein of 254 amino acids. The transcript is spliced from 8 exons. The record is from RefSeq and is a predicted model, not a curated record. Gene Ontology annotation, cellular component: membrane.